AUGGCAGAAGAAGACUGCAGAAUCAUCCCUGUUGUGGAUAUCGCUACAAUUGGAAAAACUACUGACGCUGAAAUUCCAGCGGUUGAUUUGCAGCGCAUUGGUCGGCAGCUGACAGAUGCUUGUUCCAACAUCGGCUUUGUGUACAUCACCGGCCACGGGAUACCAGAAAGUCUGAUCGAGAAAGCGUUCAGCAGCACUGGCAAGUUCUUUGAACUGCCCCUGGCAGUGAAGGAAAAGUACAAUAGACUGGACGGUCAAGGAUACGUUGCCGUAGACCAAGAAACUCUCGAGCUCUUCCUCUCUCGAAUGGUUCAGUACGAUCAGUUCACACUUCCCCUGGUUUACCUCCAGCCCUACGGCUCUAAAGUCCUCAACGAGUUUUUGUACUGCCCGGAUGCCAACGAGUUUUUAGCCGUGCCUCGGCCUAAUAAAUUAUCGUUCACUUUACUCAGGCUGGGUGGCGACUUCAAGAAACACGAGUUACGCGAGAGUUUCGAUGUAGAAUUUUGCUUUAAUCGCUACCCUGACGAAGAGAUCCCCGACUUCGGCGCCUCCGUCGUCCAC
Hyalella azteca is the source of this 564-nucleotide messenger RNA. Its product is annotated as UPF0676 protein C1494.01-like. Lineage: Eukaryota; Metazoa; Arthropoda; Malacostraca; Amphipoda; Hyalellidae. The transcript has 5 exons. The annotation marks the transcript as partial. Gene Ontology annotation, molecular function: dioxygenase activity. The record is from RefSeq and is a predicted model, not a curated record.